ACGAGCAAGCCAAGCUCCUGCAGGUCUUCCGGAUCCAGGUGAUGGUGAACCAACAAGACAUUGUGGUGGUGGACAAAGAAUAGAGGACAGCUGUUGUGGUUGAUGCGGAAAUACCAAGUGAUGCAUCAUCAGGAAGAAGGAACACGAGAAGUUAGAGAAGUACCAGGGCCUCCAAGAAGAACUUGAGAAAGCCUGGAGAGUGAAGAUAUCAGUUGUGGUCAUCAGGGCAGCAACCCCCAUUCUGGAGGAGUGGCCAAAGCAGAUCCCAGGAAAAACAUCAGACAUCUCAGUCCAGAAAAGUGCAGUUCUAGGAACAGCUAAGAUAUUGUGCUGAACCCUCAAGCUCGCAGGCCUCUGGUAGAGGACCCAAGCUUGGAAGGAGGAGACCACCCGCGGAGGGUGAAACGGGAAUUUUUAUACAUACCAGAAGUAUCAGAAGGCUCACAUAAACAAGAAAAAAAAUAAAACUCUAUGGUAGAUAAAAAUGAAGUUUAUUAACAAACACAAGUCAAAUCUUCAGAUAUAAUUAAAAACUAAUAACGCCCAACCGCCGUCGCCUGCUGGAGGCGUCCGGCUCCGCCUGUGAGCCCCUUUAUGAGGAAUUGCUUUAAUAAAAUUGUUGAGAAAAGGUGAGAUAGUGUUACCUGAUAAGUUAACAUUUUUUUAAAAGAAAGUCAGCCUUCUGUUUCAAAAUAAAGUAAAAAAAAGUUUAAAAAUAUUGGCAGCUUGUAACAUUUAACAAUACAAAUUAGGUCUAAAAUAAACGGGCGACGCCAUGCCAGGUUUCCUUCUAUGGGAGCCCAUGAGGACAAAAUGCAUUUACUGAUUUGUAACAAAUGAUUACAAAACUUUCAGCACUCAUAAAUGUUUUACUCAUUUACCUCUUCAGUUGUUGCCAGUGAUGAAAGGGAGUCUGACGUGUUUGUCAUUUUGUUGGAGGAAUUUUUGACCCUAUCCGUUGGUAAGGUCUUACUCGAACACAAAAAUACUGCUUGCUUGCUUGUUUUUAGGUAUGCACUGCCCCCUAUCCCCUGGAGAUCCUAUUGGCUACUUUUGCUGCAGCAUCCACAACAGAGUUUAAAGGACUUUUGAUCCUUCAUAAUAAAAUGUACACAAGUACCCAAAACAUCUAAUGUCUGUGAAAAAAAACUGUUUAUUAAUGUUGUUCUCUGGUAAAACUUAAAUGAUUUAUUUGUUAUUUUUCACACACUGUCAUACAGAUAAAGAUUAAGUGAACAAUGUUGCAUGAAUGGCUGUGAAAGAUUGGAGAUGGAGCUGCUGUGCUAUGUCAAGCCGUUAGCCUAUCAACCUAAACACUGUUACAAAUUUAGAAAACUACAUGUGUCAGGUGGCUUAAUUAAUAAUUUUAGAUAAAUUAUCUAAAAAAUACGUCAAAAUAGCAGAACACUCAUUUGUUUUUGGAGGGUUAAUAAAAAACGAUCAAUUCUCACCAGAGUCCCGCAGCAGUACUGCGCUCUGACGCAGAGCGGCGCAGUUCCCCGACAGGUGCGUCUGUCCCCCUCCCGCACCUUCACAUCUCAGCGCUGCUGCUGCUUCUUCUGGCUGCUGAAGCCCACUCCUCCUCCUUCUUCUCCUCCUCCUCCUCCUGCUGCUUCUUUCUCACAGGCAGAACCGACUUGAUGCGCAUAAUAAAUCAUCUCUGCAAGAUCCCUCUCCAAGCCCAGUUUCAGAAGGACGCUUGUUGGAUUUUGGAGCGUAAACAGUGGCGAGCCUCGUAACAGAGGGGAUGUUUUAAAUGUGACUCAGUACUGCAAACAACGUGGGUGUGGGUGUGUGUGUGCUCUCGUUAUUUCUCUGUAGGGAGUGGAGGAGGCAGAGCAGCGAUAUGAAACUCGUGGCUUUCAGCCUCCUGCGUUCCGCUCCGUCUGCGGCUGGACUCACGCUCACCUGUAUGAACGACCUUGCAAUUGUGACCGAAAUUUUCCUAACGAGGUUUCCAUGGAGGAUCAGUGCGUCUUCUUUUUUGGUCUGAGGGCUGGUUUUUACUCCCGCUGGUCUCAAGACACCUCAGGAUAGGAGGUCACCCUCCUUUCACUCUGAGAAGUGCCAUUUCAAAGCUUAUUGGAUGAAAGUCUCAUUUACCCCUGGCUGCCAAAGAUGACGCUGCCAUGGAAACUGCUUCUAUUGCUAUCAAUCAUCGACCGUCUGACAGAUUGUAUGGACAGUGGAUCAUACCAUGGACCUCGCUGGAGAAUGGAGCCAGGUGACUUGUUUAUCCCUGUUGACUCCAUUGAAGAAGAAGCCACCUUGACUUGUGACGCGAAGGGAUCGCCUCCUCCUCAGUACAGAUGGUCACUAAACGGGACUCUCAUAAAUCUGGGACUGGAUCGGCGGCGGCGUCUGUCUGGGGGCAACCUCAUUAUAAGCAAUCUGGACCGCUACCAGGAUGUGGGGAUGUACCAGUGUAUGGCCUACAACACUGUAGGAGCUAUCCUCAGCAGGAGAGCGAGUCUGCAGUUCGCCUACUUGGAUCAUUUCAAAGUUCACACCAGAAGUGCUGUGUCAGUCCGAGAGGGGCAAGGAGUGGUGCUACUGUGUGGGACUCCAACUUCCUCUGGAGAUCUUACCUAUGCGUGGGUCUUCAACGAGUAUCCGUACUUUGUCCAGCAAGACAGCCGUCGCUUUGUUUCCCAGCAGACGGGGAACCUUUACAUUGCCAAGGUGGAGCCCUCUGAUGUGGGUAACUACACUUGUGUGGUGAUGAACAGCAUCACCAAGGGCAAGGUUCACAGCUCACCUACAUCUCUGAUCCUCAGGACAGAUGGAGUGAUGGGUGAAUAUGAGCCGAAAAUAGAAGUUAAUUUUCCUGACAAUGUACCUGCUGCAAAAGGAUCAACAGUUACUUUGGAGUGUUUCGCCCUUGGGAACCCGGUCCCAGAAAUCACCUGGAGGAGGGCAAAUGGAGUCCCGUUCCCCAGCAAAGUCAAGAUGAAGUAUUCGAACGCUGUGCUGGAGAUCCCCAGCUUCCAGCAGGACGACACAGGGGGGUACGAGUGUGUGGCCGAGAACAAGAUGGGCAAGAACACGGCUGCCGGUCGAAUAGUUUUUUAUGCCAAGCCCCAGUGGAUCCAGACCAUGAAGGACACCGCCCUGGCCAUAGAGGAGAGACUGUACUGGGAGUGUCGAGCCAAUGGCAAGCCCAAACCCUCCUACAUUUGGCUGAAGAAUGGCCAACAGCUCCUCUCUGAGGGCCGGAUCCACGUGGAGGACGGAGUCUUGUCCGUGUCGGUGCUGACACUAUCUGAUGCUGGCAUGUACCAGUGUGUGGCUGAGAAUAAACACGGCAUCAUAUAUUUUGCUGCUGAACUAAUGGUUUUAGCUUCUCCUCCAGACUUCACAGGAAACGUCCUCAGAGCUUUACUCAAAGCCAAGGCAGGAACUACAGUCACUUUGGACUGUAAACCUAAAGCUUAUCCCACAGCCAGUAUUUUAUGGAAGAAAGGAAACCUGCCUAUUCACACCAACGACAGGAUCACACUUUCCCCAGAUGGAACUCUGAGGCUUGCAAAUUUGAGCAAAUCGGAUGCAGGCAGCUACACAUGCUUUGCUAGGAAUAGAUUUGGAAUGUCAAGUACAACUGGACGGCUCCUGGUUACAGAUCCAACCAGAAUCAUCCAGGGCCCAGUGGACAUGGAGAUCAUCGUAGGCGAGAGUAUUGUGUUACCCUGCCAGGUCUCCAGUGACCCCGUCCUUGAUGUUUCUUUUUCUUGGGCCUUCAAUGGACAUCUGAUCACCAAUGGAGACGGUCACUUUGAGCUGGUGGGCGGGCAGAGAACAGCAGGAGAUCUGAUGAUCAGGAACAUUCAGCUUUACCAUGCCGGCAAAUAUAUCUGCGUGGUGGACACUGACGUGGAGAGCCUGUCAGCCGUGGCUGUAUUGAUUGUAAAAGGCCCCCCCAGCCCUCCAGACUCAGUGACGGUGGAGGAGGUGACAGACAGCACAGCCCAGCUGGCGUGGAGCCCCGGCAGAGACAACGGAAGCCCCAUCUCCAACUACCUCAUCCAGACACGGACUCUUUUCACUGUGGGCUGGCAGAGGGUUAACGCAGUUCCAGAGGUCAUUGAUGGGAGCACACUGACAGCCACCGUCGUAGACCUCAACGCCUGGGUCGAAUACGAGUUCCGGGUCUUGGCCAAAAACAGCGUUGGAGUUGGAGAACCCAGUCCUGUGUCUGUUAAGACGAGGACAGAAGAUGCAGUUCCAGAUGCAGCGCCGGGUGAUGUGGGUGGAGGAGGGGGAAGCCGAUCAGAACUGGUCAUAACAUGGGAGCCUGUUCCUGAAGAACUGCAGAACGGUGAAAGCUUUGGUUACAUCAUAGCUUUCCGCGCGUUCGGAGAAGUCAGCUGGACUCAUGUGGCCACCUCUGCCCCCGGCGCAUCUCGGUACGUGUACCGCAACGAAAGCAUCGCGCCCUUCUCUCCAUUUCAUGUCAAGGUUGGCACUUACAACAGCAAAGGGCAGGGUCCCUUCAGCCCUGUGGUGACCAUCUACUCAGCGGAGACAGAGCCAAGCGGGAUGCCGGCGGGAGUCUGGGCCAGAAGUGUCUCCGCCUCUGAGAUCGAAGUGAAUUGGCAGGCUCUCCCCAUCACUCCUGAAAGGGUUCUGGGCUAUGAGGUGGUUUACUGGGAGGACGACACCAAGCCAGAGACCAUGGGGAAGGUUAGAGUGCAUUGGAACCACACCUCCGUCACGGUACACAGCUUGGCAGGAAACACGCAGUAUUUUCUAACAGUCAGCGCCUUCAACACGGCGGGAACCGGUCCCUUCCUCCCGGCAAUCAACGUCACCACCAAAAAACCACCGCCUGCCCAGCCACCGCUGAAUGUUGAGUGGACCCUAAUUGGCUCUCAGCUGUCUCUUUACUGGGAGCCUGUGGUGGCAAUGGAAUCGGAGUCAGAAGUCACAGGCUAUCAACUUUCAUACUGGAGACAGAGACACAAAGAGGUAAACACUUUCACAACAGCCAACUCAACAGCGGAGCUCAGCCUCGCCGAGAACGACGAUGACUACAUCAUUCGUAUUCAGACACUGAGCGAGGGAGGACUGGGUCCAGCCUCGGAUCCCAUUCAAAUCCACAAGCUCAGUAUGAGUGCCCGUGGCUCCAAAGCCUGGAGUGUGGACGUUUCACCACUCUCCUUGCUCCUCACCAUUGCAAUAUCAACAUUCAGGUCAACGUUGUGACACGACUUUACUCUCUCCUGUUUUCUGAAAUUUACUGGUAUAUUUUUAAUAUAUAGUUUAUGAAAAUGGCCAUGUUUCUUUUCUUUUUUUUUUCUUGAGAUGAAAGUUAAUUAAAAAGUGUGAGGCAGCGCAGGAGUAGAGCGUGCCGUUGCUUAACAUUAGGUGUUUGCAUUUUAUUUUUUUAAAUGUGGGUCUGACAUUUUUUGCCAGAUGAGGAAGAAAAAAGUCCAUUUCAGCUCCUUUUUAUCCCUCUAGAAUGAUACAGAUGCCUUACUUCCAUUCAUGUGCCAAAGUAGUUUCAGUCUUCUUGUUCUAUCAAAGAUAGCAACAUACUUUUCUUCUUCACCAUCAUUUUACUGCAAUUUAAGGACUCUGUGCACCUCACAGAUGAUUUGUUUUUAAAUAUUCAACUGUUUUCAUACCUGAAUCAGAAAGUUUUAACUUGUCUGAUCACCCAUGCCCGUGCCUUUGGAGAUUCUUGUAACGGCCUCACUUAUAGACGCUGGCAAUUGACAAUGUCACGGAUCAACCUGCAGCCAUUUCAUCUUUAUUUUCUCCAUCAAGUCCUAAAACACCUCAGAGCAUCAAUGAUUUCCAUGAUACGGUUUGCUUUUGGAAAGCUGGGUGUUUAAACGAAGUCUCCCAGAUGUUUUCACACCACCAAUUAGUUAUUUUAGUGGCCAGAUGUUUGACAGACUGGACUCUGCUUUUGCAAGCAAACAACUCGGAGCUUAGAGGCUGAGGCGUACAAGUGCCAACGUGUUUUUCUUGUUCUAACACUUGCACAAAAAUAUUCGCCACCUGAAGAAUGCCAAAAAACAAGAAGAUAUUUAUAAACUUUAAACUGAUUCUACAUGUGAGAAUUUAAUUCUCCCUCCAAGGUGGGCGUCAAAAUGUUUGUGUCCAUCAAAUUCUAAAACUAACUUAUCUAAACCCUUAAAAUAACAACCAGAAGGGCACUGAGUGACUUGGAUGCUUUAUUUUCUGUUAGACGUCAUAUCACAAAACGUUCAAUAGCUUCUUUAUGUUGAAACUCCUGCAGCUUUCGGUGCGAAGCAGCAGGUGAGCAGCAAGAAUGACAUUUAACAAGGAAGCCUUCGAAAGCUUACAUCUAAGAGCAAGAAAGAAGGGCUUUAGAAAGGCUUUCAUGAUAGCCUCAUAUUUUGGGAAUGAUGCUAAUUUUUCAAAAUAAAAGUGUGGAUAAAAAUGUACACCAGGAUGAUUAAAGAAGGCUUAAAUUGAAAUAAGAAACUCAAAUUUUAAGCACUUUGUGGCUUAAUUGCAACAAGAACAUGUUCACCGCUGCGACAUUAAUUUUAUUUGGAGUUACCUCAAUUGCCCCAUGAAAGCUUGUCAUAUAUAAAGUGUAAUAUAUGCGACAAACUGCGGUUUUGUGUUGCCAUCCAGUGAGCAUGCCCGUAUCUAACGAAAGGGGAGUGCUUCACCACCGUCCUGAAAUUUUAAGAGGAUUUCUAAAGUGCUACCUCCCUAUUCGGGGUUAAUUUUUACCCGGGUAAUGUGCUUUAGCUCCGUUCUUGUAGCGGAUACACGCUGAGCAGCCUCAGAACAGGUUCCUGAGGUGCAAAUAUGACCCUUUUCACAAAGAAUGGAUGAGAGUUCACAAAGAUCUAGUUGGCUAGGUGUGCGAGGCCUCCAAAAAGGUCGCUUAACUCAUUUAAUUAAAAAACAAACUAUACUGUGACUCAGAAACAAGUUAAAGUAAACUGGGGGGAAAGGUGUUUUUCGAUUUUUGGGGUGCGCCACCAUCUCCUAACCGUCACUUCUUCUGCUCGUUAAAACAUUCCUCCUCUUAGCUCCCUUCACAGUGUUUUUACUUACCAUAAAAAUUUCACGAGUUACAUUUUCAAGCAAGGGUAAACCAGACUAAAGUGGCCACAUAGUGGGAAUGAAGUGGAUGUUGCGUUUGUGAUGCUUUAUUUCUGUUUCAGCAGCUUUGACGUUCCCGCUCUGGAGAGUUUUAACGUCUACACUGUUACAUACCCUCUAAUUCAGUUUUAAUUCAGCUUAAUUGGAGGUUUGGAUACAUAAUCAUUACUAUUUUGGAACUGAUGAUAUAUUCCAAUUGGAAGCCUAAAAAGUGCUUUAACAGUUGCACUUCCACACUAGUGUGACUUUUCAGACCCAGCAGCUCAUCUCUCUUUUUGUGUAGUCUAAUGAUCGCUCUCACCGAAACCGAUAAUCCGGCGUUCACCUCACAUCCACUUCACACUCACUUCGCACCACACGCCAGGCAUGAGGAGGUGAGAAAGUAAGCUGGGUUUGGACCUCCAUCUCAUUUGUUUUGUAACACAUCCUUGCAUUUGCAGCUAAGCACGACCUUGCAAAUGCCUUUUGUGAAAGAAAUGUUCUGUUAUUUUCAUAUCGGAAGAAUUAUUACAGUUUAUUCCUUGCUGAUGUUUAAAUUACUUGUGCAUAAAUGUCGAUUAUACACCUCUACUUUGUGGCGGCGUCAUUCCCAGCUACAGGUUU
Molecule: messenger RNA, 7692 nt
Organism: Nothobranchius furzeri (turquoise killifish)
Lineage: Eukaryota; Metazoa; Chordata; Actinopteri; Cyprinodontiformes; Nothobranchiidae
Gene: cntn3a.2
Product: contactin 3a, tandem duplicate 2
Biological process (GO): cell-cell adhesion; brain development; axon guidance
Cellular component (GO): axon; plasma membrane
Molecular function (GO): cell-cell adhesion mediator activity
Source: RefSeq, a predicted model, not a curated record